AAAACAAAUAUUCCUGAGUUGGUUGGUAUGCUGCCAUAGUUGCUACCUUCAUAGCAUGCCAUUUGCAUAUACUUGAUCGGAUCUAUCACCGAACGAACCCUAACCAGUCUUUCUUAGGUCGCUAUUUCUCCAUUUUUUCUUCCGUUCAUCGGCGAUGGCAUCACAUUUACUCAAUCACUCGGCCAAGGUGAGAAAUGUUUCGAAGUUGCUGCACCACGAGCGUUAUAUGUUGGCGCGUUGGUUUUCCGGCGAUGCUCAAUCCUCUCUCAAUAGGAGGCGCGAUGUGUGGAAAACUCAGCUCCCUGAGUCUUCAACAAGAAACAGUGUCUUUGAGCCGGUCGUCGACUUUACUAAGAGAAACAUCUCCAUGGCUAGUAUCAGAAGGGGUUCCAUCACCGGGUCUGGUUUCACCGGAGAGAUUUCACCAAGUUCACAGGUGUUGUCAAGGAGAUGCUAUGCGUCAGCCUCAGAUCUACCCCCGCACCAGGAAAUUGGAAUGCCUUCUCUCUCACCUACAAUGACCGAGGGUAACAUUGCAAGAUGGUUGAAGAAAGAAGGUGAUAAAGUUUCUCCUGGUGAAGUGCUUUGUGAAGUUGAAACUGAUAAAGCUACUGUUGAAAUGGAAAGUAUGGAAGAAGGUUAUCUGGCCAAGAUAGUUCGUGGAGAUGGGGAAAAAGAAAUUAAAGUUGGUGAGGUAAUUGCCAUAACUGUUGAAGAUGAGGGGGAUAUUGACAAGUUUAAAGACUACAAACCCUCAACAUCUGAACCAAGUGCACCUCCUGUCAAAGAAACAUCUGUGCCAUCCCCAGCAAAGAAGGAGGCAGAGGAGCCUGUUCGAGAACCUGAGGCAAAGGUUUCCAAACCAAGUGUGCCAACUCCAUCUGGAGAUCGCGUAUUUGCUAGUCCUCUUGCUAGAAAGUUGGCUGAAGAGAAAAAUGUACCACUCUCUAGCAUUAAAGGAACAGGACAUGAAGGACUAAUUGUGAAGGCUGAUAUUGAAGAUUUCUUAGCUUCUGAUGCAGCUUCUAGUCAAGUUUCCGCACCCUCAAAGGCCAAGGGUGCAACAGAUGCAGCUCUGGAUUAUAUCAACAUUCCUGUCUCUCAGAUACGGAAGGUCACAGCUUCACGGCUAUUAUUAUCAAAGCAAACUAUUCCUCAUUACUAUUUAUCAGUGGAUGCAUGUGUUGAUAAACUCAUGAGUUUGCGGAGCAAACUCAAUUCCUUGCAAGAAGCCUCUGGUGGCUCCCGCAUAUCAGUUAAUGACCUUGUAAUCAAGGCUGCUGCAUUGGCUCUCCGCAAAGUUCCUCAAUGUAACAGUUCAUGGGCAAAUGAUUAUAUUCGCCAGUAUAAUAAUGUGAAUAUUAAUGUAGCUGUGCAGACUGAUAAUGGGCUCUUUGUUCCAGUUAUCAGGGAUGCAGACAAGAAAGGCCUCUCUACAAUAGGGGAGGAGGUCAAACAAUUGGCAAAGAAAGCCAGAGAAAACAGCUUGAAACCCCAAGAUUAUGAGGGAGGUACAUUUACAGUGUCUAACCUGGGAGGGCCAUUUGGUGUCAAACAAUUCUGUGCAAUCAUCAAUCCUCCUCAGUCGGGCAUUCUUGCAGUUGGAUCUGCUGAGAGGAGGGUCAUUCCGGGAUCAGGUGCUGAAGAAUUCAAGUUUGGUUCUUUCAUGUCUGUGACCCUCAGCUGUGAUCAUCGUGUUAUAGAUGGUGCAAUUGGUGCCGAAUGGCUAAAAGCAUUCAAGGGCUAUAUUGAAAAUCCAGAAUCCAUGUUGUUGUAAGAGCAAGUAGAAAUCAUAAAUUAUAUUGUAAACGGGGGAUGAGGUUUUGUUCACUCGGGUAUUUCUAUAUUCCCAUUUGGGUUUGGUUGAUCGUGUACCUGAUCAAUUUUUGAUUGAAGUGUUUAGUCACUUUAAAAAUAAUUUUUGGAGAAAUGUGAUUUUUUUAAUAAGAGAGGGUAGAUGAGGCAUUUAAUUUAAACCCACGAAUUGUGCUCACAAUAGAUACCUCCCCAGAUACACGGCUGAUUAUGUAACAUUUUCUUUGUUUAUGUUGCAAAUAUUUGAAAUAACUUGCAUUUUGAAAGAAAGUGUAUUUAAUAUGUUGUUCAUUUA
Molecule: messenger RNA, 2110 nt
Organism: Vigna umbellata (rice bean)
Lineage: Eukaryota; Viridiplantae; Streptophyta; Magnoliopsida; Fabales; Fabaceae
Product: dihydrolipoyllysine-residue acetyltransferase component 2 of pyruvate dehydrogenase complex, mitochondrial-like
Biological process (GO): pyruvate decarboxylation to acetyl-CoA
Cellular component (GO): pyruvate dehydrogenase complex
Molecular function (GO): dihydrolipoyllysine-residue acetyltransferase activity
Source: RefSeq, a predicted model, not a curated record